Molecule: messenger RNA, 1080 nt
Organism: Schizophyllum commune H4-8
Lineage: Eukaryota; Fungi; Basidiomycota; Agaricomycetes; Agaricales; Schizophyllaceae
Exons: 2
Coding region: 1-1080 (359 amino acids)
Source: RefSeq, a predicted model, not a curated record
AUGGCAUGCACAAGCUCUCCGACGGCGACACGCACCAUCACGGUCACAAACUCUGUGGCGAUUGUGUCAACUUCUAUAGCUGUCGUGGCAGGCGAUGGGACAACAUCGACGUUGGAGACGACGUCGUGCGGGUCGGACGGGUUGUGCCCAACCGUGAUCCAGACGACUGUGAUCCCAGGUCCUGAGACCACGUCUACGGCGCUUAUAACGAACUAUGAGGCCUCAACAUCGGAGUCAGUCGAGACCCUGUACGGCCAGUCUUGCGCGGACGAUAACAAUUCUCCCUCUACCGGGGCCGGUGCCGCGACUACGACUACUUCGCAACAAGCAUCAGAAACCACCUUCCUCACCUCCUCCGUCGUUACCUUCACCUCUUCGCGCGUUACCUCAUCCGACGGCUCUAUCAUCACCGUACCCGUCACCCUAACCUCCACCGGUGUGAACACGGCGACCGGUUCCACCACGAAAAGCAACAGCGCUUCACACAGCACAACAAAUAAAGGGGCUAUCAUCGGCGGUGUCAUUGGUGGCGUUGUAGGCCUUGCCCUCGUCGCCCUCGCCUUCUACCUUUGUUUGGCAGCGCGGAAGAAGCGCCGACAUCAAUGGGAUGGGGUCUUUGAGGACGUUCUAUAUCGUCCUCCCUCAGACGGCGCACACUUGCCCAUUGUUCCCUUAGACGUUGACGCAGACGAACCGACGUGGCGCGGCGGCGCUCCAGGCAGCCACCCGCCCUACGAAGAUACCGAUCCCGCGGUCGUCGCAGGCGCCGGUGACCAGCAAAUGUCGGAGGUCGCCACUAUCACGCCCUUCCCCCCACCAUCCUCAGUCCCCUCGCUGCGCACCGACAGAGAGCUCUUCGUCGCAAAUCCUGAUCUCGCUGGGUCCUCACAAGACAUCACGACCAGCUCGGAGCGCCAUGCAACAGUUGACGAGCACUCGGAAGAGGUGUACGAUCCCUAUGCCCCGCACGCUCAGGCGCACCCUUUCAGCAGAGACAGGAAGCAUCCACUCGUUCAUUUGGACGGUGGCAGGUACCAGCAGCACGCUGAUCUCCCCCCGCCGGCAUAUCAUGAACAGUGA